Molecule: messenger RNA, 1308 nt
Organism: Agrilus planipennis (emerald ash borer)
Lineage: Eukaryota; Metazoa; Arthropoda; Insecta; Coleoptera; Buprestidae
Product: lysosomal-associated transmembrane protein 4B
Exons: 6
Coding region: 140-1240 (366 amino acids)
Cellular component (GO): lysosomal membrane
Source: RefSeq, a predicted model, not a curated record
AUCUAUGGUAAUUAUAGUUGUUUUUAGCACUAAAGAUAGUAAAGAUUAUCCUUACAAUAAUUUUACAUUGUUUUAUUGCAAAAACAUCUGUAACAUCAGAUCGAGGAUAAUUUAAAAAUAAAUCAAGUGACAGGUGGUGAUGUUUACAAUGAGAAUAAAAAUGGGACCCUUUAGAAAUAGUGAGUGGAGAUGUUGCUUCUGCCUCCAUGUAAGGACUGCAACGAUUCUGUUAGGAAUAUGGCAUCUUAUUUUGCACGUAUUGGCAUUAAGUGUUCUUGCUUUGAUGAUGAGAAACCAUCAGCAACGAAUGAUGGAACAAGAAACUUCUGAUCAAAUUGAGCCUAAUAAUUUACUUCCAACCCCUUUGAGUAAGGUUAAGGACAGUGAUAACCCCUAUUACUUGCCCACCACUCAAGAUGGUCGAACACCUCAUUCAUCUGACAUGGAUAUGGGUGCCCUGAUGACAGUGUGCACCCUCGCAAUAACCUUGCUGUUAAUUUAUGGUACCAUAAAGGGGAAAGCCACCCACUUGUUGCCAUUCUUUUGUUUACAACUGUUUGACUUUGCUAUUACUACCUUGACAGCAACAGGAUAUUUCUGCUACUUGAGAUCAGUACACAGUUUGGUGGCUGACCACUGGCAUAAUAUGCCAUUCCGCAAGGAACUUCUUCAACUCAGUCCCCAGUAUUUGUCUUUUCUGGUACUCUUGGCCUUUCUGAUUUCCAUGUUAUGGAAGGCUUACUGCAUUGUAAUCGUCUGGCGUUGCUACAAAUUCCUGACUCUGCGUAAACAGGCUCUUCGCAACACCGUUCACUACAUCUUGCCAGGAGAGGGCGGAGACCGUUUGCCUGAACCCGAUUACUCCUCCCUCCUUCCGGACUACGAAGCUGCUUGUGCUAGUGCGAUGAAACAACCCCCACCCCCAUCUUACGCCGCUGCUAUGGCCAGUCAACUGCCCGCCUAUCCUGGUGAUCCCCACGUAAACGUCAUUACCACUGUACAAAAUGAGACUUCUGUUGCCUCUAAUGACACCGACAUCGAUAACAAUAAUGUUGAAGACAACCCAGAGAACGCAGCAACAGGUGGAGCCGCUAAUAACCCGGACGUUCAGCCAGCAACUCCUCUCCAAACCAUGCCCACUGAUGGACGUAAAGAAGUAGAGGACAAGGAGGAGAAUAAGGAAGAUGGAGCACAGGAGGAUGCUGCUGCUGUUGCUACUGUGGUCGGUAAUAAAAAUUAAUUAAAAAUAUUUUGCUUUUUUUAUUUUUUCUGGGGCUAUUGGACAUUAAUACAAAGUAGUAAACUGUA